Molecule: messenger RNA, 2307 nt
Organism: Gavia stellata (red-throated loon)
Lineage: Eukaryota; Metazoa; Chordata; Aves; Gaviiformes; Gaviidae
Gene: NOVA1
Product: NOVA alternative splicing regulator 1
Exons: 5
Coding region: 1-1524 (507 amino acids)
Biological process (GO): mRNA splicing, via spliceosome; regulation of alternative mRNA splicing, via spliceosome
Cellular component (GO): cytoplasm; nucleus
Molecular function (GO): mRNA binding
Source: RefSeq, a predicted model, not a curated record
AUGAUGGCGGCAGCUCCCAUCCAGCAGAACGGGACCCACACCGGGGUUCCCAUAGACCUGGACCCGCCGGAUUCCCGGAAAAGACCGCUUGAAGCCCCCCCUGAAGCCGGCAGCACCAAGAGGACCAACACGGGCGAGGAUGGCCAGUAUUUUCUAAAGGUCCUCAUACCUAGUUAUGCUGCUGGAUCUAUAAUUGGGAAGGGAGGACAGACAAUUGUUCAGUUGCAGAAAGAGACUGGGGCCACCAUCAAGCUGUCUAAAUCCAAAGAUUUUUACCCAGGUACUACAGAGCGGGUGUGUCUGAUCCAGGGAACAGUUGAAGCACUAAAUGCCGUUCAUGGCUUCAUUGCAGAGAAGAUUCGAGAAAUGCCUCAAAAUGUGGCCAAGACAGAGCCUGUCAGCAUUCUACAGCCUCAGACCACUGUUAAUCCAGACCGCAUCAAACAAACAUUGCCAUCUUCCCCAACUACCACCAAGUCCUCUCCAUCUGAUCCCAUGACCACCUCCAGAGCCAAUCAGGUAAAGAUUAUAGUUCCCAACAGCACAGCAGGUCUGAUAAUAGGGAAGGGAGGUGCUACAGUGAAGGCUAUAAUGGAGCAGUCAGGGGCUUGGGUGCAGCUUUCCCAGAAACCUGAUGGGAUCAACUUGCAAGAGAGGGUUGUCACUGUGAGUGGAGAACCUGAACAAAACCGAAAAGCUGUUGAACUUAUCAUCCAGAAGAUACAAGAGGAUCCGCAGAGUGGCAGCUGUCUCAAUAUCAGUUAUGCCAAUGUCACAGGUCCAGUGGCCAAUUCCAAUCCAACCGGAUCUCCUUAUGCAAACACUGCUGAAGUGUUACCAACUGCUGCAGCUGCUGCAGGGCUAUUAGGACAUGCUAACCUUGCUGGAGUGGCAGCCUUUCCAGCAGUUUUAUCUGGCUUUACAGGCAAUGACCUGGUGGCCAUCACCUCUGCACUUAAUACAUUAGCCAGCUAUGGAUAUAAUCUCAAUACAUUAGGUUUAGGCCUAAGUCAGGCAGCAGCUACAGGGGCUUUGGCUGCAGCAGCUGCCAGUGCCAACCCAGCAGCAGCAGCAGCCAAUUUGUUGGCCACCUAUGCGAGUGAAGCCUCAGCCAGUGGCAGCACUGCUGGUGGUACGGCGGGGACAUUUGCAUUAGGUAGCCUGGCUGCUGCUACUGCUGCAACCAAUGGAUAUUUUGGAGCUGCUUCUCCCCUAGCUGCCAGUGCCAUCCUAGGAACAGAAAAAUCCACAGAUGGAUCAAAGGAUGUAGUUGAAAUAGCAGUGCCAGAAAACUUAGUUGGUGCAAUACUUGGAAAAGGAGGGAAAACAUUAGUUGAAUACCAGGAGUUGACUGGUGCAAGGAUACAGAUCUCUAAAAAGGGAGAAUUCGUACCUGGCACAAGAAAUCGCAAGGUAACAAUUACUGGAACACCAGCUGCAACCCAGGCCGCACAGUAUUUAAUUACACAACGGAUCACAUAUGAGCAAGGAGUUCGGGCUGCCAAUCCACAGAAAGUGGGUUGAGAGCCCCUGUUAAACAUGAGAUUGUUUUAACCCCUCCUUACCCUAUUUUCAAGAAGGAUGUACUGUACUUUGCAGAAGUGAAGUUUUUCUGUUAUUAAUAUAUAAUUAUGCAAAUGAAUGCGACUAUGUUGACAAUGUGUAUAUGUAAAUAUAAUGUGUUUUACCAGAUGUUUCAUAGAGAGAAUUUUUUCUUGAUCUGUUUUGUUCUCUAUACUUUGCUUGUGUAUAUUUGUCAGAGGUGUUUCUAGUGUAAGAUUUAAGCCUGCCAUUUUACCAGCAUUAUUGUAGUUUAAUGAUUGAAUGUAGACAGGGAUAUGCGUAUAGUUUUCAGUAUUAGUUCUAGAUAACACUAAAUUAACUACUGUUAGGUUGGGUAUGGUGGGGUCAGUGACCUAAAACGGAGUGAGGCCAAAGCACUGUCAUGUCAGUCUUACUUCCUGCUUAGGGCACAGUGAAGUAGGAAACAAUAUUUUGAAAAUAAGUUUUAAAAUUUAAAAUGAUCAAAAAGCAAUAUAGUUGCAUAAAAGCACUGUAAAAUAUUUAAAAAGGUUAAAACUGUGGAAAAUUAUAUUGGUAAGUUUACAGAUCAAUAAAAGCACCUGUUCUCCAUCUGAACUAGACAAUGGAAAUAAUGCUGCAUGCUGGCCAUGGCCCAUUCUUCACCAUUUGUAAGUUCAACAAAAAAGUUCUCACAUGGAGUCCCACCUCUAACUGAGGUUUGUACAUUUGUUUUUAAGCACUGAAAUCACUACUGAUCCCAUCGCCUGGCCAGUAGAACAGUCA